Molecule: messenger RNA, 1764 nt
Organism: Daldinia childiae
Lineage: Eukaryota; Fungi; Ascomycota; Sordariomycetes; Xylariales; Hypoxylaceae
Product: Cellobiose dehydrogenase
Exons: 8
Coding region: 1-1764 (587 amino acids)
Molecular function (GO): flavin adenine dinucleotide binding; oxidoreductase activity, acting on CH-OH group of donors
Source: RefSeq, a predicted model, not a curated record
AUGCAUGGUAAUCUAUACCUAAGCGCCGCCGCAACAGCCGCCUUGCUUUUAUUCCAACCAUGCUCAGCACGGGCUAAUGUAGCUCUGGCACCGCCAGUUUGCUCUAAUAUCACGACUAGUCAGACCUGGGACUAUAUCAUCAUAGGCUCAGGGGCUGGUGGCAUCCCGCUUGCUGACAGGCUGUCAGAGGCUGGGCACACGGUCCUUCUUUUAGAGAAGGGUCCGCCGUCGACGGGCGUCUGGGGAGGCACUUUAAAACCCAAGUGGUUGGAUAAUUCGACACUUACUCGCUUUGACGUGCCUGGGCUGGCCAACGAAAUUUGGCACAACCCUACUGGCGUCGUAUGUACGGAUGUCGACCAGAUGGCAGGUUGUGUACUAGGUGGUGGCGUGGCUGUCAAUUCUGGCCUAUGGUGGAAGCCGCAUCCAAACGACUGGGACUAUAGCUGGCCCGAAGGUUGGAAAAGCUCCGAUGUAGUUGAUGCGACCGCGCGGGUGUUCGAGCGAAUACCAGGAACGACGCAUCCCAGUACGGACGGCAAGCUAUACCUGCAGCAGGGAUUCGAGGCGUUGACAUCAGGACUAAAUGCAAGCGGGUGGGAGUUCAUUGUGCCUAACGAACAUCCCGAUCGCAAGAACCGGACUUUUGGCCACAGCACGCACAUGUUCUCUAACGGCGAACGGGGCGGGCCCCUCGCGACAUACUUAGUCGAUGCAAGCCAGCGCAAGGAGUUCACACUUUGGAUGAACACUACCGCAAGGAGGGUCAUUCGUGAGGGAGGUCAUGCGACAGGCGUUGAGAUCGAGUGCAGUAAAAAUGCUGCUGGACACGCUGGUGUGGUCUCGGUUACCCCUGGAACAGGCCGUGUCAUCCUGUCUGCUGGCUCCUUUGGCUCAGCAAAACUCCUUUUCAGAAGCGGCAUUGGGCCAAAGGACCAAUUGAAUGUGGUGAAGAAUUCAACGUCGGAUGCGAAGACUAUGAUAUCUGAGGAUUCUUGGAUUGAUCUCCCAGUGGGAUAUAAUCUAAUCGACCAUGUUGGCACCGACAUUGAGAUUGCUCACCCUGACGUCGUCUUCUACGAUUUCUAUGGGGCAUACAGCAAGCCCAUCUUAAAUGAUACGGAAAUAUACUUGCAAAACCGCACCGGUAUUCUCGCCCAAGCAGCGCCUAACCUAGGUCCUAUCUUCUGGGAGAUCAUUCCCGGUGAGGAUGGAAUAGAUCGUCACCUGCACUGGCAAGCGCGAGUCGAGGGUUCCAAGAACACUUCCAUGACGAUCACCCAGUAUCUUGGAACUGGGUCAACAUCGAGAGGUCGUAUGGUGGUCACACCUCAGCUCAAUACUCGCGUGUCCGUCCCUCCUUAUCUCCGAGAUUCCAACGACAAGGCAGCUGUUAUCGAGGGGCUUGAGAGAGUGCGCAAGUAUUUCGGACCCAUCUCGAACUUGACUUGGGUUCGGCCGGCUUCAAAUCAGACAUCAACACAGUUUGUUGACUCAAUCCCUGCAAUACCGGCGGUGCGAUGCUCGAAUCACUGGGUUGGUACGGCCAAGAUGGGACUUGACGAUGGCCGGGUGGCCAAUGGUACGUCCGUCGUUGACACAAACACCAAGGUCUAUGGUACGGACAACCUCUUCGUCGUUGAUGCGUCCAUCUUCCCAGGAAUGAUGACGGGGAACCCUUCAGCAAUGAUCGUUGCUGCCGCCGAGCAUGCGGCGAAUAAAAUACUGGCACUUCCCGCUCCAAAGAUAAUCACGGUUAAUUAG